GUAGCGUUUUCAGUGGGAGAAACCUAAGUACAGACAGAUCCAUGAUGGUGUACGUGCUGCCUCGUCUGCUCCCAGUUGUCCUCCUGAUUACAUUGCCCCCCUCAGUGUCCUCCUCAGCAGGGACAGGUUCUUUGCUUCCGUGUCAUCCUCGGUGGUUUCUGUUUGGGCAGAGAUGUUUAUCAUUCUACCCGGUGUGGAGCUCCUGGAGAGAUGCCAUUUUUCUAUGCUCUCAGUCUGGGGGUGACCUUGUAUCCAUCCACACGCCAGAGGAUCUGCAGUUUGUUGCCCAGGUAGCAAACACAAGCACUCCUGUGUGGCUGGGCGGUUCCCAGGAGCAACAGAAUGGCUCCUGGUUCUGGACUGAUGACACACCCUUCAGGAUCAGCAGCUGGAUCAGUGGCCCGAAAACAGCAGGAGUGGUUGGGGCUUGUUUGGAAAUGACACCUAAUGGUGGAGAACUGCACAGCUCCCCAUGUGAAGAGCUCAAGUUCUACAUAUGCUCCAUGAAAGCCAGCUCUGAUGUCAUCGAGAGCACCGAGGAGCAGCCUGAACCAGGUAUUGUCCCCGGCGUGGAUUUGUUUGAUGUCCUUUGGAGCAAAAGUGAUGCACUAGCAGAGGAGAUCCUCCACUCGUCCUCCUUCCUCAGAGAGCUGCGGUCUGGUCAUGUGACAGAACAGUGCUACUCCAGCUUCAUGCAGCAGGAGGCGCUGUAUUUGACCCGAGUCAGAAGCACUCUGGAGGUCCUGAUUUGUAAUCUAGAGGAGACUGACGACAUAAGGCCACUGCUGCUGGACACACUUAAACUCUACAGCAGCACAAAGCAGAGACUCCUGGCUUCACGUCCUCCACAGGUGCUCCAUUAUGCUCUCCAGCUGUACCACUCUGUGGUUUUGGAGGAGCCAGUUUAUUGGUUAGUGGCUCUGUCGGCCCGGCCAUGUCUACGUUACUUCCUGGCUCAAGAACUGCUUGAAGAGCCGCUGAUGUCCAGGUCCAUGACUAACAGCUUCUACCAGGAGUGGAGCAAAGACAGUCUGAAUGAGGUCACCUGGAUAAACAGGUACAAAAAGGUGAUAAAGGAGAAUCAGGAUCAUAUGGAUGUAUUUAAAGCCAUCAAUAUCUUCAGAGAGCACAUGAUGGCCCAGAAGGCUUUCUACAAGGCUCUGGUCUGUUCAUCUGAAGAAGGCAAACAAUGAAGGAGUAAAGCAAGACAAACAUCAUUUCUGGGAUGAAGGAAACAACUUUAACUCUCUUCAAUCAAGAAAGCUUGAUAAAACAAUCGCUGUGUUCUGAGGAGCUUGGAAAGAAAAGCAACUGGACUUCUUUGUUUCACGUUUCAUCUCUGAGGUGACGUUCAAGAAACUCAAAGAAGUCCAGUCAGUAUUCUUUCCAAGCUGUUUGGAUUACUGUUGUGGAUUUAUUAUGACAUAUUUAUGACAUCAUAUAUACAAUAUAUAUACCUAUACUGGACUAUUUUAUAUAAUGGAAUAACUGUGUUAAGCAUCUAACCUACAUGUUCAAAUCACAAGACCCACAUAUUUAGGUCCAAUAUUAUCUUCAGUUAUAUUAACGAGGUUUGUGCCACUUGUUUUAUGAGCACGUGUUGAUCAGUACUGUUUGAAAUAUAGUAAUUAGGGUCAAUAAGUAACCUUUGAUCGUGUUAUGGCCAAGGGUGACAAGACCAAACAGGGUUAAUUCAACUUGGCACUGCUAAGUGUGCCCAGGACCCUCUUUUUCUGCUCAUCUUCAUUGUCCCACGUUGUGAACAGCCCUUCUAUAGCACAUAUGGUAAAAAAAAAAAAAGCCUGGCGCCACUGAGGAUGCACCUGGCAUUCUGUUUUCUAGCCUCAGGUGCCCAAUGUCGAGAAAAACCUUUCCUUAUCAAAUGUAGUCGCCUACUGCUGGCAACAAAACCUGACAGAAGUGUCAGGAUGAUUAACUGUUAACUUCUGGACUUACUUUGGCCAUAAAACUGACAAAGGAACGCAAUUAUAAAUGAUGGAUGCUGGGAAUAGUGCUCAGAAAGUUGUGCAACACAUAUGUUGGAGAUUAAAAAAGGAACAAAGUGCAAGUAGGAAUGACAACUUAUUGGGAAAAAUAUUGCCAACACAUUACAUCGAUAACUGGGAUAAUAUUGAUUUAAGAAAAUACUUAUUAGUUUAAAAUUAAUACGGUCCAAGUAAAAAGCAAGGAAUGAAAAGUUACACAGCAACUGGAGGAGGGGUUGUGGACUCCUAUGAAAGGAGGGUCAGAUAUGCCCCGACCAGUUUUUUUUCCUGUCUGUCAUUUUGUGUGUCUCUGCUGUUUGUGCUUAAAGGCUCUGUACUCUGGGGUUCACUGUACUUGCUGGCUAUGUGUGUCUUGCUGUAUUAUACUGUUUCUGGCAUGCAUAUGACACUAUUUAAUAAACUCUGUUUGAAGAAUUC
Oreochromis niloticus (Nile tilapia) is the source of this 2423-nucleotide messenger RNA. RefSeq lists its product as uncharacterized. The record is from RefSeq and is a predicted model, not a curated record. The coding region runs from base 42 to 1193 and encodes 383 amino acids. The transcript is spliced from 13 exons. Lineage: Eukaryota; Metazoa; Chordata; Actinopteri; Cichliformes; Cichlidae.